UUUUAAAACCAAGCAGCAACCUUGACCUGUCAAAAUUUGCCAAGGUCGCAACCGGAAACUUUUUAGACGUUCGUAUAAAGGGAAUUUCUGCAAGUUAACUAUGGCUUCUCAAAGAAAGUUUUUCGUUGGGGGAAACUGGAAAUUGAAUGGCACCAAAAAGGGUGUUGAUGGCAUUAUUGAUUUUAUAAAUAAGGACUGUGUCGAUCCAAAUGUUGAGGUGGUUGUUGCCCCAUCUGCCAUCUACCUGGACUACACUAGACAGAAGGUGAACACAUCAGUUGGUGUGGCUGCUCAGAAUUGUUAUAAAGUGGGCUCUGGGGCAUUCACUGGAGAUAACAGUGCGGAGAUGAUCAAGGAUGUAGGGUGUGAGUGGGUCAUUCUUGGGCAUUCAGAACGCAGGCAUGUCUUUGGGGAAUCUGAUCAGCUUAUCGGUGAGAAGACCCAGUUUGCACUGAAGUCUGGGCUGAAGGUGAUUGCAUGUAUCGGGGAAAAGCUAGACGAGCGAGAAGCUGGCCACACUGAGGCUGUCUGCUUCAGGCAAACCCAGGCAAUCAUAGACUGUAUCCAGGAAUCCGACUGGGGGAACAUAGUGAUAGCCUAUGAGCCGGUAUGGGCCAUUGGGACUGGAAAGACAGCCUCCCCGGAGCAGGCACAGGAGGUGCAUGAUACACUUAGGAAGUGGCUGGCAGACAAGGUGUCCCCUAGUGUAGCCAGCAGUGUCAGGAUUAUAUACGGAGGUUCAGUGACUGCCGCUAAUGCGAAAGAUCUUGGAAAAAAGCCAGACAUUGACGGUUUUCUCGUUGGAGGAGCCUCACUAAAGCCUGACUUUAUUCAAAUUGUGAAAGCUAGAGCAUAAACUGUACAAUAAACAUUUUAGGGAAGAUUUAAUGAUUGAUAUGAAUGGAGUUUUUAUUAAUUAAAGCUUUUGAACAAGAAUUGUAUGUAUACAUGUUUCUCACAAUCUUUUACUGGGUGAUAGUUCCUUAAAUUUUUACCGCAGCAUAAGGCAAAUUAAAUUAAAAUAAAAUGUAUAGUGUGAUGUUUCUGGACAUAUUGUAUUAUGUGUUCAACUUAAUUAACUUAUUACCCAUUGCUGUUUUGAAAAACAUGUGUUUUUGUAUCAAAUAGGUGCUCAAGACAAAGGCAUUUUUAUUAAUAUAUCAUUUUUGUAUUAUAGUUCUUAUUAAAUGGUUAAUUCACCUAAACGUUCGACUACAUUUAAGGGAAAUACUGCUGAUAUGGCCCGUAAAUGACAUAUAAAGUGACUUUAAAAAUGACUCACUCCGUUUGUUUAUCUUUCUUUACCUUACUGAAUGAGCAAGAUAUAUCCUAGAAUAGGGAUGUAAACAUUUGAUUUAACAACAAGGAUAUAAUUGAAGUAAUUAAAUUGAAAUACUAGUAUAUGGAUUAUUGACUUUUCUAUUCUACUGUAAAUAGUUUUAUAAUCAAUUGCUGUUGUUGUUUCUCCAAACAAACAUAUUUUACUAAAUAGUAUCAUUCGUUUAUGUAUUUCGAAGUAUGGGGUCUUUCCGCAACUGAGGCUGCAUUAUGUGAGGACCUGGAGUGCGUCCCAGCACCACUACCUCUUUUACUUACUUCACUCAAGAAAGUUAAGCCGAAGUUUGAUUCAUAAAUGGUAUUUCCAGCUA
Dreissena polymorpha is the source of this 1649-nucleotide messenger RNA. RefSeq names its product triosephosphate isomerase-like. The record is from RefSeq and is a predicted model, not a curated record. Gene Ontology annotation, biological process: glycolytic process; glycerol catabolic process; gluconeogenesis. NCBI's taxonomy places the organism in Eukaryota, Metazoa, Mollusca, Bivalvia, Myida, Dreissenidae. The transcript has 6 exons. Gene Ontology annotation, molecular function: triose-phosphate isomerase activity. Gene Ontology annotation, cellular component: cytosol. The coding region runs from base 101 to 856 and encodes 251 amino acids.